AUGUAAGGAAAAAAGCGAGAUUCGGUUCAGCACAAUAAGGUGGUUGUAAAUAAAAUAGCAUUAUUCUCAGAAUCUACUGAAGAAGAUUAGCAAGAACCUAAAAAUUACACUAUAUUAAGAAAGAGCCAAAUUGUACUCCCACCACCAUUAAUUAGAAGGAAUAAUAUAAAUUUAACAGCUCUGAAAAUCUCAAAUGCAGAUAUAUUCAAUAAAAGUAAUUUAGGCCCUUAAUCUGGCACUAUAAGAUCUAACACAUAAAACAUGAAGUCUUAUUUGCAACUUCCAAGUUGUCCUAAUUCUCCAUAUAAUAAAAGAAGGGUAAGCAAGGCAGAAAGAUUUAUGAUGGAGACUAGCAUAUUGAUUUAAGAAUAAAUUGAAAAUAUUUAGAAGCAGAUGCUUAUGAAUGAAAAUAAUAACAAAACAUACAAAGAAAGUUUUCAAAGUUCUCCAAAGCAUCUAGAGGGUAUAAUUGAAGAAACUUUCGGGGAUUACAAAAUGUAGAGCCCCGGAUUUAGUCCAAGCAAUCGGGACAAGUUUAAGAAUAUAAAACCAAAAAUAGACUCAAGAAAUGAAUUACCUCUAUCGAAUAACUUUAAGAGACCUUAAAAUUUAGUUGACAAAGUACUUGAAAAAGAAGAAGGAUUUUUCUCUCAAAAAUCUCGAAGUCCUGCAAUGAUGAGUUAACUUGAUUAAGAACAAGACUUAAAAUACCAGUAAUAAUCUAUAAAUAGAAAAAGCUUGGCAAAUACUAGACUUUCAGUAUCAUAAAUAUGGGAUAGUACGACUAAUAUUGAAAGAAGAAAAACGAUUUUUGGAAGAUUUUCUGGGACUGAACUUUCAAAUAUCUAAAAUUAGCAAAUGAAUUUUAGUAAACUAGUAUAAAAUGGGGAUUAGUCAUUUUAAAAUUAAGUUUAAUAGCAGACAAAAAAGCCAUUGAUAAGACUUGAGAGUAUGAUGUUAAUGCCUAAUAUUGAUCUUUUUGAUUAAAAAACUACUAAAAACUUGAGUACUAAUAUAAAUCUAUCCCCAAUUAAAAAUUUUAAUCAAAGAGAUAUCCUUACACCUAGUUCAAAAGAUAACUUAUUUAAUUUGACAAAAAUUGAAGACUUAUAAUCACCAGUUAGUAAAAAAGAUGUCUCAAGAAAACUUUAGCUUGAUCUUACUUAACUUAGUGGAGAAAAAGAAAAGAAAGUGAAGAAAUAAAAACUUUCAGAACAAUUAUCAAGCCCUAAAAAGUCUCAAGUUGCUACUCCUUCAUUGAAUUCACUCAAUUUGAAAGAUAAAUUCGAAGAAGCUCUAGGUAAAUAAGUAGGUAAAAUGGCUGAUAUUAAAUAGAAAGAAUAAAUUAUGAAUUUAGGCAGAAAUGAAAUGGAUGUUAUCGAAUAUUGGAAAUAAAAGAAUGAGGGAAAGAUAGUAAAAUUAGACCCAGAAGCGCAUAAAUAAAUAGAAUCAGACAAUUUUAAAAAAGAAAUGCUAAUGAGGAAGGGUCUUAAUAAGGAAUAUGAGGAGGAGUUCAAACUACUUCAAAUAAGCAAAUAAUUUGAAAGAAGAAAUCAAAAUUAAAAUCCUAUUUCAAAGUUAAAUAAAGAUUAAGUUAUGUCUUCGCUAAUGGCUACUUUUACUAAUAAAACUUAUUUAAAAUAACUUAAAAAGAGUAAUAAUGAGAUGGAAAGAUCUCUAAAUCAAAUAGGACUAAGUUAUGAUGCUUAUAAAUCUCUCGCAAGUCAUCUCUGCAAAUUCUACAACUUUACUUCUGAAAGAAAGACCUUAAUCCAAAGAAACAAAGAGAAAAAUCAAUAAGAAACAAUGAGAGAAAUUAGUGAUAAAAUCCAAGACAGAGUUAGAGAACAAGGUGAAGAUGGUGAAAAAUUUAAUCAAUUGAUGAUUGAAAUAUAAAGGAUAGCUAGAGGGAAUGAGAUUGAUUUUAGUGAGUAAUCAACACAUAUUACAACAUAAAGAUCACACAUGCAAAAGUCGCCUGAUUUUUCAAAUUCUGUUAUCAAUAGCACAGGAAACAAUAAGCAUUUCCACAUUGCAGAUAACAUUUAAUUUAAGAAAAUUAUGAAGUUAUUAAACGAUUGGUAUGAAGCUAAAGAACCUCAACCUGGAUUGCAUUUGAGAAAUCAUGGUCAUUCUACUCCUAUAAGUUAAACCCCUUAGUCAGUAAGUGCCUCAGCUCGAGACUCAAUAUCAAAUAAUUCAACUAGUAGCAAUUAGAAUUCAGUGAAAUAAAAAAGAAAGCACUAAUAAUCACCCUAAUUUAGAAUUGGAGCAUAAAGUGCUAAAAGCUCAAGGUCUUAAGGGAAAUCUUAGAAUGUUUACACCUCUAAUAAUCCUACUUUUUCAAAUAAAUAAAGUGACUAAGAAAUCUAGGAAUUUAGUAAAUACAUAAACUCCUUACUUAUGAAAUCAUCAGACAAGUUUAUAAAGAAAAGAUACAAUGCUUUUUUGGCAAAAAACAAAAAAUCUUAAAAAACUCCAGAUUUUUUUAAGAGAAUGGAAGAAGAUUAGAGAAAUAGAAAUAUGGCUAUUCAAGUUAUAAACACAAUGAAGGAAAGCGGAGACUAAUAUAAAGUAAGCAGGCUUAAAAAGCUAUCUUAGCUAACUAAUUUCGUCAAAUAAAGAAGUGAGUUAAGUCCUAAUGGAGAACAUGCAGUGAGCAUGAUUGAUUUGAUAAGGCUAAAGCUUGAUGAAAAAAUUAAAAGAUAAGUUAAGAAGAAAAAAACAAACUUCUUAAGUUCUCAGCCUAGUAGCGUCAGAGACUCUCCUAAAUAAUCAAUAAGAAAGCAUUCAUUCAGUAAUAAUCAUGUUAAGACAAUGGCUAAUGUAAAGAUAAACUUGGAAUAGCUUGACUAGUCGUCUUCAUCAAACGGAGAUGAGGGAAAUGAUUCAGUUCCAAUUAUUAAAAGAGAUACAAAGGCUAUAAUAUAGUAGCUGAAGGACAAGAGAAUAAGCCAUUAGAAUGUGAAAAAAUCUGUAAAUUUUGACUUCUUAAUAGACAGAGAUACAAGAUACUUUUCAGAGAAAAAGGCUUACAGAGAUCAUUAAAUUUCCUUGAUUCAUUUGAGAAAUGCAAAUCCCAUUGAUGAAUUAAUACAAAAUAUUGAUAGAGAAGUAAACAGAAAAUAACUUCAAAAAUUUAACUUCAAAAUCGCACAUCGUUGA
Molecule: messenger RNA, 3165 nt
Organism: Stylonychia lemnae
Lineage: Eukaryota; Ciliophora; Spirotrichea; Sporadotrichida; Oxytrichidae
Source: the annotation of a GenBank genome assembly